GAGGCAGGAGCCUGGACCGAUCCCAUCAGAACCUAACUUUCCUUCUAACUCAGAACCUUCAUUAUUAUCAGAAAUAUUUCAGAAAUGAUGGAAACCUAAAGCGUUCAGCUGCUGCGCUGCUAUUGGUUCACAUUCUCAGGCCCUUCUCCCCUGAUUGGUCCAACAGCUGCUGCUGACUUCCUACUUCUACGGUGGACGCUUCCUUUACCAUCAGCCGGCAGGAGAAGAUGCCAGGUGGGAGGAGUCUUUUCUAGACCCAGACAGUUUCCUUCAGGAGAGGCGAGAACAGAAACGAGUCAUCAGGUUGAUAGGCGGUCAUUACGUCAUUUCCUGUCGCUAUGCUAACAUCGCUGCCAACACCUUUCUACUAAUCCAGCAGCUGCGGGAUCAUGACGUCAUUCACCGCUUUCCAGCCACGCCCCUCCCGUGGGCCGGCUGCCUCUCCGGCUGCCUGUAAAGGAGCGGUCCUCCCGUGAACCGGUCUGACUGGCCUGGCGGUCCGGCAGCAGGAGAGCAUGAAGGCCGCCGCGGUGGCUUUUUACGGAGCGGCUCUGGUUCUGCUGCUGGCCGCUCUGAAGGAGCUGCUGACCGGCUUCGAGGAGAACAGAUGCAGCAUGACCUACAUGUUCGAGCAGCCGGAGUACCGGAGGGUGGUUCUGCCUCGCCGUGUGUCCCGACUGUUCCCCGCCUACGGGCUCUACCUGUACGGGGAGGGCGUCUACGCUCAGGAAACCCGGAACCUUAAACUCAGCGGAACGCCCGUCCUGUUCCUGCCGGGGAACGCAGGGAGCUACAAGCAAGCUCGUUCUCUGGGUUCCGUGGCUCUGAGGAAGGCAGAGAACAUGGAGGCCGGUCUGCAUCUCAACGUCUUCACGGUGGACUUCAAUGAGGAGCUGGUGGCGUUCUACGGCGGCAGUCUGCUCAGACAGACGCACUUCCUGCACGAGUGCAUCAAGGCCGUCUUGCGGCUCUACAAGAACCUGAAGGUUCCCCCUCGGAACGUGGCGUUGGUGGGUCACUCCAUGGGGGGGGUUGUGGCCCGGGCGCUCUUCACCCUUCCUCGCUUCAACCCUCGCCUGGUCAGCCUCAUCGUCACCCAGGCCUCCCCCCACGUGGCUCCGGUUCUGGCCCUGGACCCGUACCUGCUGGAGUUCUACGUGGCGGUCAGGCAGAAGUGGUCGACGCAGGCGCAGAAGCUCAGGAACGUCACUGUUCUGUCGGUGGGAGGCGGUUACCGUGACUACCAGGUCCGAUCGGGUCUGACGUCCCUCCCCUGCCCCCCCGGAGAUCCCAACAAGCUGGCGCUGGUGGCCACCGCUGUCCCCAGAACCUGGCUCUCCACCGACCACCUCUCCAUCGUUUGGUGCAAGGAGCUGGUUCUGGCCACGGUCCGGGCGUUGUUCGACCUCGUCGACCCUGAGACCAGACAGUUGACAGACGACCCGGAGAGGAAGCGGGCCGUCCUGAACCACCACUUCGUCAGACACCCGGCGCGGACGCCGCAGGACGCCGCCGACCCGUCCGUCUCCAUGCCAGAUGUUCCUGAAGCCUGGAGUGAAGUCAACACCUUACGUCUGUCCUACAGAACCCCCAAGGAAGGACAGCUGAAGUACUUCCUGUUCGCUCUGUCCAGCCGCCGCCGCGCCUACAGCCACUUCUACUGCCGCUCCAGCAGCCUGGAGUCAAGCAGCUGGGUCCUGGGCUGCGUCCGCACCGCCGGGUCCUCAUGUGCCAGCGCCGUGGAUCUCUCCUCGGGGACCGAGCUCCUGCCUCCAUAUAAGGUUCUGGUUCUGAGUCUCAGCGACUUGUCGUCUUUCACUCACCUGGUGGUUUCUGCCUCCAACCUCAGCGGUAAACAGUUCACGGUGGAGUGCGAGUGGCAGAGAGAAGCGGCUCAGACUCUCUCCGUCUCCGUGCCUCAUCUCCUCUCCUUUGGGUUCUCUGUGGGCGAGGUGACGGUGAAUUCCUCAGGACUCCUGCACCAGGUCCAGCUGCUCCACUUCCACCAGGUGUACCAGGCCUUCCGGAUCAGCGUGGUGAGCAGUUGCCGUGGGAACGCAGACCGACUCCCCAGCGUCUACCGCCUACGGGUUCCUUGGUUCCGAGAGGACUCCUUCACCACAGCCAGUGUGCCGUCGGCCUCGGAGAUCUCAGGGAUGCUUCACACCAGUGGCCCUGGAAACGCCUCUACUGUCCUGCUGCAGCUGCACACCGCCCCCAACUGCCAGUAUAAGGUGUCGAUCAGAACCUCCUUCCCCAAGGUUCUGGGACAGGUGCUGAGGUUCUGUGGUCCCAUGGUUCCGGUCUACACCGCUGUCACUCUCCUGCUGGCCUGCAGGGGGCAGCUGUGCUCCAUCCUGAGGUCGGGCGGAGCAGCAGACAUGAUGCAGGUGGUGAGCGCAGGCCUGCAGCCUCAUCAGGUUCUCCUUCCUGUCUACCUGCUGCAUGUUCUCCUCAGCUGUAGCUGCCUUCAGGACGUCUCAUCCGUCCUCGGUCUCCCCCCAGAGGACACUCUCCCCCCCACCUUCCCUGAUGGGGUUGAAGGGGCGGAGUCACACGAGGAGUGGCCCCACCUCCUUUCUCCUCUGUUGUAUGUUCUGGGAGCAGCUGUGGCGUUCUGGGGCAGCGCUCUGCUCCGCCUCCUCAUCCGCCUCGUCUCCCUGUUUCUGGCUCCUUUGCACAGACCGUCUGUCUCCAGAACCAGUGGAACGCUGAGUCUGCAGACCCAGUUCCUCCUGGGUGUCUGUCUGUAUGCUGCAGCCUGGAUGUUCUGUGGAGCUCUGGCCAUCUUCACCUCCUGUCUGCUCCACCUGUACCGGGUACCACUGCAGAACCUCAUUCACUGCAUGCAGAACCUCAUUUACUGCCUGUAGAACCUCAUUCACUGCCUGUAGAACCUCAUUCACUGCAUGUAGAACCUCAUUCACUGCAUGUAGAACCUCAUUCACUGCCUGUAGAACCUCAUUCACUGCAUGUAGAACCUCAUUCACUGCCUGUAGAACCUCAUUCACUGCAUGUAGACCCUCAUUCACUGCCUGUAGAACCUCAUUUACUGCCUGUAGAACCUCAUUUACUGCAUGUAGAACCUCAUUCACUGCCUGUAGAACCUCAUUUACUGCCUGUAGAACCUCAUUUACUGCAUGUAGAACCUCAUUCACUGCCUGUAGAACCUCAUUCACUGCCUGUAGAACCUCAUUCACUGCCUGUAGAACCUCAUUCACUGCAUGUAGAACCUCAUUCACUGCCUGUAGAACCUCAUUUACUGCCUGUAGAACCUCAUUCACUGCCUUCAG
Messenger RNA from Cyprinodon variegatus (sheepshead minnow), 3293 nucleotides. RefSeq names its product post-GPI attachment to proteins 1 (gene pgap1). The transcript has 22 exons. Gene Ontology annotation, molecular function: phosphatidylinositol deacylase activity. Gene Ontology annotation, biological process: GPI anchor metabolic process; endoplasmic reticulum to Golgi vesicle-mediated transport. Lineage: Eukaryota; Metazoa; Chordata; Actinopteri; Cyprinodontiformes; Cyprinodontidae. Bases 516 to 2873 code for a protein of 785 amino acids. The record is from RefSeq and is a predicted model, not a curated record. Gene Ontology annotation, cellular component: endoplasmic reticulum.